Molecule: messenger RNA, 1665 nt
Organism: Eucalyptus grandis
Lineage: Eukaryota; Viridiplantae; Streptophyta; Magnoliopsida; Myrtales; Myrtaceae
Exons: 6
Coding region: 245-568 (107 amino acids)
Source: RefSeq, a predicted model, not a curated record
UCUUCCUCCUCUCUACCUUCCCUCUUCCUUAUUUCCUCUCGCCGUAUCCCACCUCUCCAAAUUUCCAUGCGAACGAGAUCGAGAUCGAGGGAGAAGAACUCGAGCGGGCAGUUGAAGCCGGGCCAUGGGAGUUUUGCUGUAACCGGAGUCGAGGGCGUGUGAUCAGGGGCUGAAGGAACAUAUCGACGCCAGAGAUUAGCAACUGGACUGGAACUUCAGUCCUCCUCAUUAGGAUUUGUCUAACAUGCCACGCCCACUGAAUGCAGAAGAGGAAGAACCCAAUACGGAGGUUCCCCAAGAGGAUUUGUCUAACAUGCCACGCCCACUGAAUGCAGAAGAGGAAGAACCCAAUACGGAGGUUCCCCAAGAGGAUUUGUCUAACAUGCCAUGCCCACUGAAUGCAGAAGAGGAAGAACCCGAUACGGAGGUUCCCCAAGGGGAAAUGCCGAGAGCAUUGGAUCCACUUUCAGUUGUUGAGGUUCUGCCUAAUAACAAGCGGAAGUCUAACUUCUGCGAGAAUGAGUACGUUGGAGACACGAGAGGAUCAAGGCGCAGUUUGCUGGGGUAGGAUCAAGAAGCACCAGAGGUGCUGAAGGGUGAAAGAGCAGUGGAAUCGAGCAAGAGACAAGGCAAUGAUGAAGGUUCAUCCAACCUCACACAGAGUUUGCAUCAGCCCUUGACUGUGGGCAGUGAAGUUGCUCGGUGUAAGACUUCAUUUGUUGCCAUGCCGUACCUGAGCUAUGGUGCAGGUUCGUCAGCCUUUCUUCCAUCGGCUGAGACGAAUUUUCCCAAUCAGUCUGGUUCUGCUUUAACCAACAUACCACGCCCGCUGAAUGCCAAAGAGGGAGAACUCAAUACAGAGGUUCCACAUGGUGCGAGAACGCAUCUUGGACUGGCUAAGAGUCAACGAGGUACCCGUGGGCUUGCCGACGCGAAUAUGACGUCUCUCAAAAGAAAGCUGGAAGAACUCAUCAGCAGUCGCCGAGCGGACAUGAACGAGCUGAAGUCAAGUGGACGAGGACAGAAGAAGAAUAUGGGAGUGUGGUUCGGGCAAUCAGAGAAGGAAUAUCUUUUCCACCGGAGAAAGUAGCAGAGGUGGAAGGGCUGUGCAAAGAAGUCGAACAGAUUCUUUUAGUUCCAGGAAGAUUUCGGCAAGAGGCGACGGUUAGAUGUCGCAAAACAUCUCCCUCGGUGACAAUAGAAGAAUUAGUAGGCAAAGAAACUCUGCAGAAGGUGGAUGAGAUUGUUUGCUUUAUAAUGCAGAGCAAGGAUUUCGUAAUUGGUGUUUAUGGUAUGGGCGGAGUGGGCAAGACGGCCAUUUUGAGGAAUGUCUAUAAUAGACUCCUUGAGUAUCGUGCAUUGGAUGUAUUCUGGGUUGAUGUACCUCAGAUUUUAGUGUUUAUGCGCUACAAGAAGCGAUUGCCAAUGCAGUCGGACUAGACAAUCUUUCAAAUGAGAAGGACUUGAAAAGAAGGGCGGGCCUAUUGUGUGGACAUCUGAAGGUGAAGAAGAGACCCAUCCUUAUUUUAGAUGGCCUUUGGAUGCACUUUGAAGUUAAGGAUGUGGGUAUUCCGGUUGGAAUGGGCAGACUACAGUUGGUAGUGACAACUCGAUCACUAGAUGUGUGUCGUAUGAUGCUCUGUCAAAAGCAAUGAAGAUAGAACU